Molecule: messenger RNA, 1517 nt
Organism: Nematostella vectensis (starlet sea anemone)
Lineage: Eukaryota; Metazoa; Cnidaria; Anthozoa; Actiniaria; Edwardsiidae
Exons: 13
Coding region: 101-1447 (448 amino acids)
Molecular function (GO): GTPase activity
Source: RefSeq, a predicted model, not a curated record
AAGACUAGGUUUUAGUUGCCUAAUUUCGAAAGAAAAUUGUAAAGAAUAUUGUACGUAUCGCGAUAAGAAAUACCAGAAGAUCUUUAAGAAUACUAAAACUAUGCCAUCUGGUAAACAGAGAUCCUCGGCUAAUGCCCCAGACACGACUUCGCUCAGUUUGAAUGAGAAAAUUCUCAAAGAAUGUCACGAUUUAUACAUCGAUCAAGAAAGAGGUCUCGUAGCAAUUGCCAAGAGCCUUGAUUUGAAUCUGCUGGCUCCCAGGAAAAAGAUCAAUUUGCUAAUGAUAGGGAAUCAUUCAGCUGGAAAGAGUUCCUUCAUCAAUUGGUAUAUUGAGGAGCACAUUCAAAGAACCGGUGUAGCCAUAGAAACCCAAGGAUUUACAUUUGUGACUAGUGGGAAAAAGAGAGAAUCACUUACUGGUAAUGCCACUCUCCACCUUUACCCACACUUCAAACCCCUACAGGAAAUUGAAGGAGUGGUUGAGUACCUUACAACCGAGAUAUCCACAUCCAAACAGAAAAAGUUUCCUCUUGUAACCUUUAUUGACACUCCUGGACUAGUUGACGGAGACAUGAAGUACCCAUUUGAUGUUGACGAGGCCAUCAUCUGGCUUGGUGGUCUGGCAGACCUUAUCUUUGUGUUCUUUGACCCUAUCGGGCAAGCUCUAUGUAAAAGGACUCUUAAUCUUGUUGAGCACCUAAAUGAGGACCAGUCUGAGCGCCUGCGCUUUUACCUCAGUAAGGCCGACACUGCCGGCCAUGAGAGUGACAGACAGAAAGUGUUAAUGCAGAUAACUCAGGAGCUUUGCAAGCGACCCGGUCUUAACAAAGCUGGUUUUGACAUGCCUACAAUAUAUGUACCUACAAUGCUUGACAAGCCAUCUCGGUGUGCCAAUCAGAUAGAAGAUGUGUGUAAAGAGAUCGAGAAGACAAUUAACCAGACGAUACAAAACACACUCAACACAUUGGAGAAAGACUGCCAGAAGAUUUCAGAUAUUGUUGAUGAACGACUUGAAAUUGAUGCUGAGGCAAGGUCCUAUAACCUGAAAGCAAGACUGAGAGGGGCAUUUUUCGGUAUACUGGGCAUGCUCCUGCCAUUUGUACUCUUUGCCAACUUCCUGGCUAGCAGCAGUGCAAGAGGCACUCUAGAAAACCUUGUUGGUGGACCCAUUGCAGAGAAACUCAGCACUUACACGGCCCCAGUAGAGAAGAUGUGGCAUUCCAUUCCCGCGCAGUACCACUACCACAGCCUGAUAGGCAUGCUUGUCUUCUCUUUCCUGCUCUUUCUCGUUGCCAAGUUCUCAUCCAGAGUGAAGUCAACUCUAUCACGAAAACAGAAGAGAUCGCUAAUGGAGAAGCGUGAUUAUGUGCAAGGGUACUGCAAGGGCAAGAAGGAGAAACUGUACAAGGAAUAUCUUCAACAGAGCGUGGGGGCACAUGACCUAUAGCCGGCAUUGGCAUUGCUCCAUUAUCACAGAAAGUCAAACCCAUUUGCAAAUAAAAAUGAUUUAUUUCAGA